Molecule: messenger RNA, 1318 nt
Organism: Mercurialis annua (annual mercury)
Lineage: Eukaryota; Viridiplantae; Streptophyta; Magnoliopsida; Malpighiales; Euphorbiaceae
Product: ABC transporter I family member 21
Exons: 6
Coding region: 64-939 (291 amino acids)
Molecular function (GO): ATP binding; ATP hydrolysis activity
Source: RefSeq, a predicted model, not a curated record
AACCUCCCUUUCAUUUCCUGUUAAAAAAACCUGAGCAGAAACAAUUCGAAGAAGAAAUCAAAAAUGGCGGAAAAAAAAGAACACGAAGAAGACAACGCCAUUAGCGUGUGCGGAAUGCAAUUUUCAUACGAAGGACAGCUUCCUCUAUUCUACAAUUUUAAUUUAAAUUUACCUCCCGGAUCUCGAUGCCUUCUCGUCGGCGCCAACGGAUCUGGGAAGACUACUCUGUUGAAGAUUUUGGCGGGAAAGCAUAUGGUUGGAGGAACAGAAGUAGUCAGAGUCUUGAAUCGAUCGGCGUUUCAUGAUACUAAGCUUGUUUGCGGUGGUGAAUUGGCUUAUUUAGGUGGUUCUUGGAGUAAAACCGUCGGCUCUGCUGGGGAGAUUCCUCUCCAGGGAGAUUUCUCUGCAGAACAUAUGAUAUUUGGAGUUGAAGGUGUUGAUCCUUCUAGGAGAGAAAAGUUGAUUGAUUUGCUUGAAAUUGACCUCCAAUGGCGUAUGCACAAGGUGUCUGAUGGUCAGCGGCGUAGAGUUCAGAUCUGUAUGGGUCUUCUCGAUCCAUUUAAGGUCCUUUUAUUAGAUGAGGUCACAGUUGACCUGGAUGUUGUUGCCAGGAUGGAUUUACUUGAAUUCUUUAAGGAAGAAUGUGAUCAGAGAGGAGCCACAAUUGUAUAUGCAACUCAUAUAUUUGACGGGUUGGAGACUUGGGCGACACAUCUAGCUUACAUCCAGGAUGGUGAACUGAGGAAAGCUCAGAAAGUUACUGAUGUUGAUGAGUUGAAAAGUUCUGCCAAUCUGCUCUCUGUUGUAGAGUCAUGGCUUCGAGCAGAAACCAAGCUCGAGAAGAAGAUACCAACCAAGCCUUCUGCUCAGAACCAAAAGACAUCAUCCGUUGGUGCUUCUCCUUUUAUGUCUUCCAGACAUAUGGCAUACUACCGUUGAUCUUUGUUAAAUUCAAAUCCGACACUGGAGGUUAUAAAACAGUGAAGGCAAUAAGGCAUCAUUCCAAAUGAUGAAAAACGGAAUAAUGCCAAUGCAGUGAGGAAAUGGCGCGAGAUUAUCGGUAAGAACUGCUAGUCUUCUGUUAUCGGUGUGUUCUUGCGUCGUGCUUGAUUGUUAUAUAGAUGCAUAACUUGUCUUCAGCAGCUCUUUUGCGGAGAAGAUGAUUUAUUUAGCCUGAUGAUGAUAAUAGUUAGCCUUGGAUCUCAUUUUUAUUUUCCUGUAAAGAAAUCCAGGCAAUGUUCCCCGAAGAAAUAUAGUUUGUAAAAUUUAACCAAACUUCAUGUCAAUUUUUGAAUGAGGUUGAUUUGUUCUAGUCAAA